This is a messenger RNA of Haliaeetus leucocephalus (bald eagle), 3749 nucleotides long. RefSeq names its product tumor protein p53 inducible nuclear protein 2 (gene TP53INP2). Gene Ontology annotation, cellular component: nucleus; autophagosome. NCBI's taxonomy places the organism in Eukaryota, Metazoa, Chordata, Aves, Accipitriformes, Accipitridae. The coding region runs from base 250 to 939 and encodes 229 amino acids. Gene Ontology annotation, biological process: positive regulation of DNA-templated transcription; autophagosome assembly. The record is from RefSeq and is a predicted model, not a curated record. The transcript has 4 exons.
GCCGCUCCCCUUCAAGGCGGCCUGACGGGCAAGGCCUUUACGCUGAAGCCAAGUGAAGAACCUCAGAACUGCACUAUACGCCAUUUAACUCAGCUACAAUUUCGUUAGCAGCAAAGCAUCUCCACCGCCACCAAGACCUCGAGUGCUGUAUUUUCCCUUCCCUGCCCAUCGCUCCCAUCUCUGUGCCUGGAAGCUAGUACUCAGCAGUAGCUCUAACUCACUGUCUAUCCCACUGGACCGCUCCCCAUCAUGUUUCAGCGUCUCACCAGUCUCUUCUUCAGCAACAGCAACAUGCCAGAAGGCCUGGAGGAGCCUAAACCCUUUGUCGAGGAGGAGGAGGAGGAGGAGGAUGGCUGGCUCAUAAUUGAUCUUGCAGGCAGCCGUGCCCGCCCCGGCACAGCCCGGCGAGUGGGUGCUGGUGGUACUGGGCGCUCGGUGCGAUCCCGCCCAGCACCCCCCGGUCCGCCACUGCCAUCAGCCGCUUCCCCGGCUCUGGCCGGUCCCUGCUUGAUGGACGAGAGUUGGUUUGUCACCCCUCCCCCCUGUUUUACUGCAGAGGGGCCCGGCCCCGGCGGAGUGGGGAGCAGCCCCAUGGAGGACCUGCUCAUCGAGCACCCCAGCAUGUCCGUCUACAUCACCAGCACCCUUGAGGUGGACGGGGAGGUCCCCGAGGAUGAUGCUGCUGGGGAGGUGCCGGAGCCCCGGCUGGAGCGGCACAUGCCCCACCACAGCAGGUCCCUCUCGGUGAAGGCUGCCAUCUUGGAGAAGGUCGGGCAGGUGCGGCGGGUGCAGCGGGCCAAGCAGCUGGUGGAGAAGCACCAGCUCAGCCAGAAGGCACUGCAGCGGCAGAACCGAGCCCACCAGCGCCCGCUGCGCGGGGCCAAGCAGCAUGCCAGGACCUUCGUCCACCAGCCCUGCCAGCGCCACUGCAACUACUGACCUCGCCCGGACGGCCGCGCCGCCACUCCCCCCUGCCACCUUCCCCGGCAGAGGGAGACUUCACCCCCCGCCCCAACACCACCCAGGGAGCGCCAGCCCCAACAAACACUGGUGACACCGGGCUGCGGUUUCACUCCACAACCACACCACCCCCACCCCUGCCAUCUGCAUGCCCAGGCCCCCACUCCUCGUCUUCCUCCCUCUGCUGCUCCCCUCGCCCUUCGCCCCCAACACCGGCCAGGCCAGCGACUCCCAGAGCCAGCAGCAUGGAGGGCUGUACUGCCCCUUCCACCCUCGCAGCCAUGCCAGCCUUCAUGCGGGAAAUCAGUAUUUCCGGUGAAAUGACCCAUUUCCAAAAUCCAUGGUGAAGCCUGUUUGUCCUGAUGAGCCUGUGACAUCAGUGCCUUUCUUCAUAACAUCAUGACUCCACGGAUAGCCAGACUGGGAUGUCACAAGCAGAGACACCAAGCGGAAGUGAAACGAGCAACAAAGCAACAAGAUUUGGGAUUUUUAGGAAAAUCUCAUCAAUGACACUAAAUAAUGCUUCUUCCCCCCAAAACCAGCAAAUACCCCCCUCCCUCAUUGAUUUCUUAAUUACAUUUUUUACCAUGAUAAGACAAAAACCCCAGUGCUGGUCCCAAAAGGGCUUGUCAUGGGGAAGAGCUGGUGGAAACCUUUGUGGCAGGGACAGCCGGGCAGCUCGCGGUGCCUCAUGGUGUUUUUUUAAAGACAACCUUAAAAGCAAUCUCAGGAAACAAAGCACUGUCCCAGCACCUUGCCGGAGCCCUUGGCUGCGGGGCCAGCGGUAGCGUCACCAUGGCCAGUGGUCCUGCCGAGCUGCUGGCUGCCUUGUCUGAGUGAGCCCCCUCCUCCUGGAGCCACUCAUCUGCCCAAGCCGCACCUAUAUACAUACAUACAUGUGCGUAUCGUGUUUCUCUAUAUACCUAUAUACUUGGAAGAGGCACCGUUGAAGCCAACGAGCAUUGGCUGCCUGGUAUUGAUCCCUGGGAGGGGAGUGGAGGCAGGGACCUGUGCAGCUUCCCUGAGGUGGCAAAAGCACGUUGAAGCUCGUGGUGAAGGGAUGCCGAAGAGGAGGCUGGAGGGAAGAGGCUGAAGUAGGGGCAAAGAUGGGCCUGGGAGCGGCUGCAAAGGGAGAGGAUGGGGCAGGCCUGGGCAGUGGGGCCAGGCGAGAGGAUUGCUGCAGGGGAGCCAUAACAGGAAUGCCUUCUUUGCUCACUAAAAAUUGCAUCCUUUCCUGUGAAGGGCCGAAUUCCGGAGUGGGCAAUGCUGAUUUUUAAUGCAAAUCCCUCCCCUUCCCAUGACAGACUCAUUCUGCCUUUCGAAGGACACAGUCCAGACUUUUCACUGGCUCUAGCACCAGCUGAGAUGGCUCCAAACCCAGCAGAAAUUUGAUGAUCCUCCCCCAGCUCCCUCCCUUUGGGGACUGGUUUUGCACCCCAUGCCCCAGGGAAGGUCUGGCCAUCAUGUCCUGCUCAUGGCCAGCUCACAGCCUGGAUUCCCACCCUCUGAGACAAGAAAUACCCCUACCCCCCAAAAAAAUGCUGAUUUCACAGGAGUUUCUUCCAUUCGCCAUGUUACAUCCCUUAAUAUCAGCUUGGGACCUAGAUUGAGGGAACUGUGGUUAACCCAAUCUCAAACAGGUGAUAUUUAUUGAUUUUUUUUUAUUUUAAUGAGAUUAAAAACAAAAUGAACACUCUUACGAGCACCACCCCCCAGCUCUGUGCCUGGGAGCCUGGACCACAGGGGAGCCGGCUGAUGAUGCUCACCUGCAGCGUUUAUCUUUCAUUCUGAUGACAUGGCAUUCCUAAAAGCACAGAAAGAACAAAAAAACAAUUUCAAAUAUGCCUUUUAAGCCUUUCCCUUUCAAUUCUUCCCGCCCAGUUUCUUGUUUCAACUCCCCCUGAGACCCGACACCCUCAUCACAUGAGUGAUGUGAUGCCUCUUGCCCUUCCGGCUGCAGCAGCCAGUGCCCACCGGGGCAAGUGUGGCACUGGCUGCUGUGCCAGUGGAGACGCCGGGCUGUAUUCUGCAUCUGCCACACUGGUUUGGCCUGCUGCUUUUUCAGCCUUUCUGGUAAGCAUGGCGGCACUGGAGCUGAUUUUUCACAGCGCGUUAGCAUUAAGUUAUUAGCAGAGGAAGAGCAGGCUGGGGAACCUGGCGUUACCUCCCAGCCCUUGGCCUCGCCCACUGCUCCUUGGGCCUCGUCACAAUUGCCAUCCCUUGCCACCGAACCUAAGGCCACGCUGGAGAUUGCCCUAUUUCAUCUCUGUUGUCUUGGUGAAGAGACUGAUGACUGCCGGACUCGAGAACAUGUACAUCCUUUGGCUUCCUGGGCUUCACAUUCAAUGCCUUUUUUCCCCCCUGAAGUGAUGCCUGGUAUGAACCAGGAACGUGCCAUUUAUAGGAACACUGGCACAGGUGCUUGUGAAGACAAGCAGGGGCUGAGGCCGAGCUCUUGGGUGUCCGAUGGAUCUCUGAUGAGGGGCUGCCUUUCCCAUGCUGCUCUUGCCCAUGUCGCUGGUGAUAUGCUCUGUGGCCACCAGGCAACAGCGUUGGAGGAAGCAUUUUUUUCUCUAGUCCAAAUAUAUAUCAAGAAGUGGACAAGCCAAGCAAUGGUUUGCCUCCCAGCUGGUUCUCUGUUGCAAAUUCUCUUCCUGCACAUCCAAGGUGCUGCCAGUCCCUCCAGAGCGCUCCCAAAAUCAGAGGCUGGCUGUGACACCAUCACCCUCUGUGCAGCUCCCAGGGGAAGAUGGGCUGGGGACAGCAAGGCUGGCUGGGAAUGGUGUCCC